UGUGUGCCUUGGGCUGCCACCGUCUGAGCCUCGCUGGCGGGUCAGCGUCCCGACGGACAACUGGUCCGAGAGGAGCUCGUACGCGGCAGCAAGAACAAUGUGCUCGUCGAGACCCUUCGUACAGGUACCCUCGGUCUGCCGACCUCCAUCGUUUCGACCUAUGAGGUUGGCGAGUUCGGUGAGUGACCACUUCUCCACAUAUAUAUCAUCAUCGUACAGACUAUACUUGGUCGCUCAGGCAUUCUCAUCCUGCACCCUUCCAUCCUCAUCAUGACCAAGUUCAAACGCUGGUCCAUGAGCUAUACCUCUACUCGCCCGCAGACCAUGAAGAAGGUUGCUUCGGACCUCAACGACAUCCGAUUCAUGAUCGACUGGUUGGCAGAGCACGGAGAGCAAAUUCGGUUUGUGGACUACUCGGGCAAGACAAAGCUGGAAUUGCUCGUCAUGCUCCGUCGAUACCACGACAAGUAUGCGGAUGACGAAGAACACAUCGCGGUGCUGUGCAGCAUUAUGUCUGACGACUGGGACACCAUGCUUGCGCUGCCUGCACCGGAGCUUGAAGAGUCUAUGGCUCCCCCGUAGUCCGUCGGACGCCUGAGUACGCUGGUAGUCUUCAACCGUCACAGGCAGCGUCGCCUCGGCCUUCAUCCAGCAGGUUUGCCUGCCUCUGCCCUCCAUAUAGGGGUCACCCAUGAGGAGGAUUCGGCGAACGAGAGGGCAGGGCAUCUCAUGCCUGCCGUCACAUUGUUAACACAAUGCGGCGCUUUCUCAUCCGCCCCCCAUCGACUAUACGAACGCUAUGUUGUCGGUGGUGGAUGGAUGAUAGAACAGCACGGGCAUACGCGCCCACACAACACGAGGUUCUUCUCCGAGGGGACUCGGAUUUCGUGGAUCCAUCUCUGAUGUUUUUAUGUUUUGCUUUUAUCGCUGUCUUGUUAGGAAUCGUACCUCGGAAAUGACGCUGUAUGUG
This is a messenger RNA of Dichomitus squalens LYAD-421 SS1, 970 nucleotides long. RefSeq lists its product as uncharacterized. The coding region runs from base 271 to 582 and encodes 103 amino acids. The transcript has 2 exons. The record is from RefSeq and is a predicted model, not a curated record. NCBI's taxonomy places the organism in Eukaryota, Fungi, Basidiomycota, Agaricomycetes, Polyporales, Polyporaceae.